CGCAACUCGUGCGCCCUACGACCCUACUCGCACUCAUGUGAAUACUGGCCCCGUCUAUGAAUCAUGAUACCACCCUCUGCGCCUCCUGCAAGUUACACAGAUCAUCAGGUGCAUUGUCGGAAGGGUUUCAAGUGCACAAGGAUGAUAAAUGCUAGCUGCAGCAGCAGAGCUCGUACCAGCGCUGCGCAGCGAGUAUGCUGCGCAGCAUUCCAGAAGAGUGGAGGAUGCCGACGAGGAAAUCUUCCUGCUUUACUCUCUCAGUAGGCCCGAUCCUGGCCGCCGUGGUCUCGGACACGUGGAGAUAUGGUCCGACCUCCUUCGUGUCACCGUCAAAUUACGAGAUAUUGAGCCUUACCAUCAGCAGGAUGACUCAGCGAUCGCUCCUGGAGUCUCUGUGGAGCCCGUGGACGCCGCAGAAGCAGAUCCAGUUGCGAGACGAUCGAAGGUAUCUACGCAAAAGACAGGGAAAGGGAAAAAGGACGUCAAAGCAAAGCAGGGCGGGCCUAGCCAUGUCGAAGCGUACAUCUGGCAAAGCCAGACAAGUCUCCGCUCGCAACGCGGCAAUACAGGCAGCGUAAUGUGGAGGUCGAGCAUUCUUCUUGGUGCUACGAUGGUCAGGCAACACGUCAACAAGGCCCCUCUUGUCAACGCCAGCGGCGACCCUGUACCGUCUCUUUUGGAUUGGACUUGCAACGGUGCAUCUCGCGAUCUUUGCGUAUUGGAGCUCGGAGCGGGUACGGGCGUUCUCUCUGCCAUCUUGCACUCUUCUACCAUCUUCAAAGCAGGCCAAGGCACUGUGACGUGGGUCGCAACGGAUCAAGAAGCGCUCCUACUGUUGCUUCGAAAGAAUAUCAACUUCGUUUGUGAUGCAUCACUUCAGACGUCUCCUCAAGCGAUGGCCUUAGACUGGACGCAAGUGAGAGAUGCAGUGCAAUUGACGAAGAGGCAACCGUCGGCUCUUCGAACCGUCCUGCGAGACAUUCAUGCACCCUUCGGGAAGCACAGCCUGCAGGAUGAUUUGCCAUUCCGACCUGCGGACAUCGUGGUCGCAGUUGACUGCAUCUUCAACCCAAGCUUGUUUCCUGCUUUCUUGGACACUUUGACCGCGCUAUGCCACCCGGAAUUCACGGUGGUUUUUGUUCUGGUCGAGCUCAGAGAGCAAGCGAUGAUGCACGACUUUCUUUCGGCAUGGGUUGAGCAUCGACAUCCCACGCAAGAAUCUGCCCAAUGGGCAAUUUGGAGCAUUGAGGGAAGUGCACUGGGGCUCGAGGGCUUGCAAAAAGGGUACGCAUGCUUCGUAGCAUAUCUUACACUGACCUGACUCGCAAUUGUAUGUCUCUUGAAGAUGCAUAAAUGUGCCUAUGACAGCAUACGCGUAUAUGGCGGG
Molecule: messenger RNA, 1387 nt
Organism: Tilletiaria anomala UBC 951
Lineage: Eukaryota; Fungi; Basidiomycota; Exobasidiomycetes; Georgefischeriales; Tilletiariaceae
Exons: 3
Coding region: 149-1321 (390 amino acids)
Source: RefSeq, a predicted model, not a curated record